Exaiptasia diaphana is the source of this 1208-nucleotide messenger RNA. RefSeq names its product testis-expressed protein 30. The transcript has 4 exons. The coding region runs from base 101 to 775 and encodes 224 amino acids. The record is from RefSeq and is a predicted model, not a curated record. NCBI's taxonomy places the organism in Eukaryota, Metazoa, Cnidaria, Anthozoa, Actiniaria, Aiptasiidae.
ACAAACGUUCGAGMAAUUUGAUUGGUCGACGCAACCGAUCUAAUUACACAUGCACAACUAGCAGUCUACCACCACACUACACUGGAAUGACCGGAAAAUAAUGGCGCUUCGUAAAGUUAAUGUAACAAUUCCUGUCGAAGAUCGUGAAAUUGAUGGAGUUAUAAACGCACCUUGUCGUAGCUCGUGGUCCGGAACUGCUGUUGUGCUUACACAUGGYGCAGGAGGAGAUAUGAAUUUCCAUCAUUUGGAGAAAAUUGCUUCCCGCUUGGCUCAGACAGGAAUUCUGUGCUUGAGGUUUACUUGUAGGACACCAAAUUUUAAAUACAGAGUUCGAUGCUUUGAGAGAGCUGUGAUGUUUUUACACGAGUACAGUGACUUUAGCAUACAAAAGUGUAUUAUUGCAGGACGUUCAAUGGGAGCAAGAGUUGCAGCAGAGUUAGCAACUAUAAGCAGUCUUACAAAUCAGUUUAUCUUUGGUGUUGCAUGUCUUUCAUAUCCUCUUCACCCACAAAGAAGGACCCAUGAACUACGCAUGUCGUCAAUCAUUCAUCUCGGAGUCCCUGUGCUUUUUGUCAGUGGUACGAAGGACACAUUUUGUCGUAGGGACUUGAUGGAAAAUGUGCUGGAAAAGAUGGGAGUUAACUGGACAAUGCAUUGGGUUGAUAAUGCUGAUCACUCCCUGAACAUUAAYGGAAAACCCAAUGAUGAAGUCAUAGAYUUGAUGUGUGACUGGGUUGUUAAGUGGUGUCAAUCAGUUUUUAUGGCCGAACGGUAGUCAUAGAUGGUAAAAUGAUGACAGCAGGCUGUAGUCAUGGUUACUGUUAUGAGGRAUUGCCAUGGUUACUACUAUUAAGAAAUUGCAAUUGUUCCUGCUGGAUGUUACAGAAGGUUGUCAUGGUGAUUAGUGUUACCAUUGAGUUGUCAUGGCAACAUUUCUACAAAGACUUUCAAAGAGGCACUAUACAGUUGGCUGUCAAAGAGCUUUAUCAUGGUUACUGCAAAAAGCUUAAUUUAUACUUUGUUCCACAAAAUAUUUGACUGUCCAGUGAGUCAGUGUUGGUUUUUGGUCAAUAUCAAUAAUAUUGUGAUUUCAGAGUUAAAUAAUAAUUUAUUAAUACAAUAUUAUUAAUUAAUGAGUAUUUCAAAUUAAAAACAACAAAAUACAAGUUUGAUUCAAGAGGCAUAUAAUUAAAUUGAUAUAAAUUAUG